AUGCCCAUAUCAAAGAUUCACGUUCAUCCUAACCACGUUCAAGGAUCAGGCUACAACAACAUUGCUAUUCUAAAGAUGAGUAAAUUGCUAGAUUUGCCUCUGGGAUUCCAACCUUCCUGUGUUUGGCACGGAAUGUUUAACGAUUCGGUUAAUGCAUACGGCAGUGGUCGUCAGGACAUAAACCAUUUUUUGUAUUUUGACGAAGAGAUUCACCUCAAUUCAACGCAAGCGCUCCACCGUAUCAAAUCUCCCGUUUUAAACGAAAGCAGUUGUGUAAUUUCAGAGCGUUUCGCCCCAAGAUUGCGCCAUGGACUUACGAGGGAACAGUUCUGCGUCGGAAAUGACGUGUUUUUGGUACCGGGAUCAUGUGAUCUGCUGGUUGGCGGCGUUCUAGAUGAGUGGAUGUUCAAGGAGAACAACGACUACCAUCACACCGUAGCGCUGAGUCUGUUUGGAAGGGAUUGCGGUUUUGGAGAGCAUAUUAUUGGGGUUCGUCUGUCAAGCCACGUGGAGUGGAUGAAAUCCGUCCUUUUGCCAAACUACCAGGAUACGGCUGAUACUGUACGAUACAUCGAUAUGGAUCUUCAUGAGGGCGAUAACUGCACAAUUUCCAAGGGAAGACCUGCUCGUUGCGUUUCUGUAGACAUUUGUCCAGGUCAUCUUAAUCGAAAAGUUGACACAUUUUGUUCCAGUACUUCGGUGGUUUGCUGUGCUUAUGAGAUCAUCAUGUUGAGCGAAGGCAGUCAAAUACAUCCUGAGGUUUUUAAAUGUCCUGAAAUGGCUCAAGGGCAUACGACUUCGCUGGGGUCUCUGGCGUAUAUUGCAAGACAUUUCGGCGAAAGAAUCACCUUCCUGUGCUCAGGAGUUGUUAUAACGAAAAGUGCGGUGCUAACGACGGCAAGCUGCCUGGCAGAACAUCGUUACUUGGUGGUUCGUCUAAUUGAUAAACAGACACAGUACAAUAUCAGUGACGUUUUGAAACACGAAACCUACAACUCAACCGAUAAAACCAAUGAUAUAGCGCUGAUUAAGCUUAGCUACCCAUUUGAGUGGAAUGCGCAGGUUUUCCCGGCCUGUCUGUGGACAAAUCAAACUCAUACGCCAAUUGUGCUGAACAUAACUUUCGCAGUUAGAAAAGAUGUUACCGGAAACGCUGUACUCCAUCCAAUGUACAAUUCUGACUGCCAGCGAAGUCACCCGUACGAGGUUCACAAGACUCAACUUUGUUUGAGGAAUCCUGUGAAGAAUAUCACAUGUGUGAGAUUUAGCGGUAUGCUCACCUGGUUGGAUCCUCGUGGCGUCCCGUUUCUUGUCGGGGUCACUCCAGAUGAAGAUGUCCAAUGUCUUCAAUGGAGGUAUUCUACUGCUACAAGAAUAUCUUCCUUUUUGGAGUGGAUAACGAAAAAUGCGUUUAUAUGA
This is a messenger RNA of Culex pipiens pallens (northern house mosquito), 1419 nucleotides long. RefSeq lists its product as uncharacterized. Bases 1 to 1419 code for a protein of 472 amino acids. Gene Ontology annotation, molecular function: serine-type endopeptidase activity. The record is from RefSeq and is a predicted model, not a curated record. NCBI's taxonomy places the organism in Eukaryota, Metazoa, Arthropoda, Insecta, Diptera, Culicidae. The transcript is spliced from 3 exons. Gene Ontology annotation, biological process: proteolysis.